GGCUAUAAAGCCAUGAUGCCUCUCUGAAAGUCUAACUUAUCGAGCCCCCCUCUCAAGCUGCCUCAGCUCGCGCCAACCACCAGCUUCCGCUCCCCAAUUCUUGGAAAUUGGUUUCAGAACUCACAAGAAUGGUCAAGAUCAAUUCCAUUGCCGCUCUGGCAGCCUCAAUUGCUGCUGUGUCUGCUCAGACCUACCAGCGUCUCGGCACAUGUCCCACUCUGGGCUGUGUUCUUCCCCCCGACCAGAGUGAUUUCCUGCCUGGCCAGCUCUUCGAUCUCCGUGUCGAGGUCCACGCUCCCGUAAACGGCUCUGAGGCUGCUCACAACGGAAAGCCUGACGAGAAGUUCACUGUGACAAUCGCCAAGAAGGGCCAAAAGGCCAAGGAUUUUGCAAAGGCCUUUGGUGUUAGUGAGCCCAAGCUCGAGACAUGGAAGUUCAAGUGGUACGAGGAUCUAUUUGCCGAAGACGAGGACAAGCCCAGCAUUGUCAACGUUGCUUCCAAGGUCUACCGCAAGAUUGCCCUCUACGAACCCGGCACGUACACCGUUACCCUCAACUACUACAAUGGCGAGAAGACCACUGCCGAGUGGACUGUUCGCGAGCUUCAGCCUAAGCGAAAAGCCAAGAAUGUCAUCUUCUUUAUUGGUGAUGGCAUGACCACCAACAUGAUCACUGCCGCUCGUCUUUUGGGACACAAGAGCAUCAACGGAAAGUACCAGACCCUGAUGAAGCUGGACGAGUUCCCUGUUCUCGGUCACCAGAUGACCCAUUCGAUCGACAGCUACAUCACCGACUCUGCCAACUCCGCCUCUGCUCUUUACACUGGCCACAAGAGCACUGUCAACGCCAUGGGUGUCUACGCUGAUUCAUCUCCCAACCCCUUCGAUGACCCCAAGGUUGAGACCAUUGUCGAGGUCUUCAAGCGUGUCUGGGGCGGUGCUUGGGGUGCUGUUUCUACCGCUUUCCUUGCCGAUGCUACCCCCAUUGCUCUCAGUGGUCACACCCGUCUCCGAGGCCAGUACGGUCCUUUGAUCGACCAGGCUCUCAACGGCAUGACCAACUACAGCUGGACCCAGCACGGUGGCCCCGAUGUUUUCUUUGGUGGCGGUGCUGAGAACUUCUUCGCCGGUAAGGGCUCUUACCAGGGCAAGGACUACUACAAGGAGUUCCAGAAGAAGGGCUACACCGUCUCUCUUAACAAGACCUCUCUCCUCAAGGCCGAUAAGAGCAAGCGUGCUCUCGGUGUUUUCUGCCAGAGCAACCUCCCCGUCUGGCUCGACCGCAACGUCUACAAGGACAACCUCGAGGGCCGCGACAACAACCCUACCGGCGGUAAGGGUGAUGCUUCUGAUCUCCCUGGUCUCAAGGACAUGACCCUCAAGGCCAUUGACGUUCUUGCUACCCGUGGUAAGGACAAGGGUUUCUUCCUCAUGUCUGAGGCUGCCUCUAUCGACAAGCAGAUGCAUGCUCUUGACUACGACCGUGCUCUCGGUGAUCUUCUCGAGCUUGACGAUACCGUCCGUGCUACUGUUGAGAAGCUCAAGAAGCUCAAGAUUCUCGAUGAGACCCUCAUCAUCGUCUCUGCUGAUCACGGCCACGGUUUCGACGUUUACGGUUCCGCCGACACUGAGUACCUCGCCCAGCAGGAGGAUGACCGCGACAGGCGCCGUGCCAUCGGCACCUACGCUCAGUCCGGUGAGUCUCAGUACACCAAGAAGGCCAAGGGCAUCAACUACGGCACUGGCGCCAACUUCCCUACCAACUGGGAGCCCCGAUACGCCAUCGCCGCUGGUGUCGCUGCCGUCCCUGACCACCGUGAGGACUACAAGGUCAAGAAGGCCGGCCCCCGCGAGGCUGCCGUCGAGCUCAAGGACGAUGACUACUACGCCAACCCCGAGGACUCUCCCAAGGGUUUCCUCAUCAACGGUACUAUCAGCACUGAUAACGCCCAGGGUGUUCACUCUCUCACCGAUGUCCCUGUCUAUGCUCUUGGUCCUUGUCAGGAGACUUUCAGUGGCACUUUCAACAACGUUGACAUCUUUUACAAGAUUUCCAACUGCCUUGGUCUUGCUCAGGGCAAGAAGCAGGGUUAUUAGAGAAUUAUGAAUCGGAGGCGGUGGUAUGCUUACGACGAGAUGAACAAGUGAUGUAUAAGUUGGUAGAUGAUAGAGAUGCAAGUGCUGCGAGGUGUAAUAAGGGGAACUUUUGAGCAAUGAGCAAUACAGAUUUGGAUAUUCACAGAUUUUUAUUCAUUCGCAUUCCGAAUGCGAGCAUAUCUGGAUGUUAAUUGUUACAGAUUUCUGGUGGUCUUCCUCGGGGCCAUGCCAAUUUGACUCAUGGGCUUUCUUGCUGACAGCGAAUUCCGAGGCAAUUCCAGACUUUUUCUAAGUCGUCACUCAUAAAUCAUAAAUUCAUAACCCUUUCCUU
Molecule: messenger RNA, 2427 nt
Organism: Fusarium verticillioides 7600
Lineage: Eukaryota; Fungi; Ascomycota; Sordariomycetes; Hypocreales; Nectriaceae
Exons: 5
Coding region: 129-2096 (655 amino acids)
Biological process (GO): dephosphorylation
Molecular function (GO): alkaline phosphatase activity
Source: RefSeq, a predicted model, not a curated record